Lymnaea stagnalis (great pond snail) is the source of this 415-nucleotide messenger RNA. The record is from the annotation of a GenBank genome assembly. Lineage: Eukaryota; Metazoa; Mollusca; Gastropoda; Lymnaeidae.
AGAGGAUUGGCACAAGUGUGAAAGAAGCCUGCAGUUUGGACAUCAGGACCAGGAAUCUUAGAAAGGAUGACUGUCAUGUUGAAAAAUCAGAGCCACACUCUGGAAAACAUGUUGACACUGAUAAAGAGCAGGAAGGAAGUUCAGAAGUUGAGGUGAAGUGCUUUGAAAGCCGCCAGGUCAGAGCAUCGACGAGAAGGAGGGAACAAUUAAAAGGUGAUGACCGGAGUCAUGCCAGGAGUGUAGACCGGUCUAAGGUUAAAUCUGUUAAAAGGAGCGGAAGUUCAAAACCAUUGAAAGAUGAGAACCUGGACAAGGAAGGUUUUGAAAAGGAAGAAGUUGUUAAAAUAGGCAAUGAGAAUAGAUCAAGAACAGAGAAAAGAAAUAACAGUGCUGUGCAAAAGGAAAUGAAAGAUGA